UAUAGAUAAGACAUCUAUUCUUUUCGCUCCUUUUUUCAUUAAUAGCAAUUAGAAAAUAUUACAGAUAAUUUGUUUAAAGUUUAUAUUUGUGGUAUUAGUUUUAUUUAAUAUUUAACAUUUGUUUAGUUUUUAAAUUUCAUUUUAAUAUGUUUUUUUAGAUAGUAAAUUGUUUUAUUAUUUACAGUUUUUUUUACAGUAGUGUAAAGAUUAUUUAUACAUUUAAAGACAAAGAUCUCUAAUGAUAUUCUGUUUAAAAACAUUUCCAUUAUUAUAGUUAUUAAAUUAAUUUUUAACGAACUCGUGUGUCUAUAAAUUUAAUUACUAUGUCAUAAAAAUACAAAAAAAUUAUGAAUCAAUUUGUUAAAGAUACUUUAAAUUUGGAUUUUCCAUUUAGGGAAGCACAAGUGGAUUUGUUGUGUAAUUUACUUGUAAAUGUUAGCACAUUUAAUCCAUUUACAUACAUGUCUAUUUAAGUAAAUAAUAUAAAUAAAUAUUGUGUUAUUUAUGUGUAGAAUCAAUCUGUUUUACCGCCAUGUUUAUUUAUACAUGGUCCACCAUCUUCUGGCAAGACAUGUUUAGUUACUCGUUUGUUACAUUUAAUUGGUGAUUCAAUUAAAUCAUCAAUUGUGAAUUCUGUCAGCUGUUAUACAAAUCGAAUACUUUUUGAACUUAUUUUACAUGAUUUAUUAGGUAAUUAAAUAUAAUAUUACUACUAACAGGUUUAACUGUGUUUAAUAUAUUAUAUGUGUAUAUAUAUGUUUAUAGAAGAUACAGAACUUAACAACACAAGGUGUGACCAUUUUGUGCAGUUUUUAAAUGUUUUAAAACAAGCUAGAAUUCAAAAUGAACGAGUCAUUAUUGUUUUGGAUAAAUGCGAGAUGUUGGAAUACAACCAAAUACAUGUACUAUCAAAACUACAAGAAUUAAUUAAAAGUUAUGAACUUUGUGUUAUAUUUAUAAGCCAAGUGUCACCGACUAUAUUUGAUGAAGACAUUGAUUUUAUACCAGUAAUAUUUGAACAAUAUAAUAGUGGUAAUUUUUUUUUACUACUUUUUAUUAAAUAAUAUGAUGUAUUUAGAGAUGCUAAGAGGGGAUGGGAUAGUUGCCACACAGUACCAAAAUUGUGAUAUUUGUAAUUUGUACUAUUUAUAAUAAAUAUUGUAUUUUUAAGGAAAAAUAUUACUUAGCUAUUUAUUUUUGAAUUUGAAGAAUUUGAUUGAUAGGUACUGUAAAUCUAUGAUUCAAUAAUAGGGAAAAUUAAAUUAAAAAUAAAUUUAUCCUGGGAAGAAUUAGAAAAAGGAGCUAGAACAUAAAAUUUAACAUCGUCCUAGGGUGCUUAAAUCCCUAGCUACACAUUAUUUCAUAUUAAUAAGAAAAAUAUUGAUAAAUAAUAAUUUAUUAUUUUCUAUAAAAAUUAUUUUGUUUUGUUUAGUUGAAAUAAAUGAAAUUCUAUCAAAGGAAAAACCUAAGAAAUGGAGUAAGGAGGUCUACAACAAUUUUCUAACUGUUUUUUGUGGAUCUUUUAUUGGCAACUGUCGAGAUUUAGUAGAAUUAAAACAUUUGGUAAGUAUACAAAAUAUGAGUUACUCAUUACGUAAUAUAUUUUCAAUUGUUUUAUUAUAUAGGCUAACCUUCUAUUUACUAAGUAUGUAGAGCCAAUAAAAGAUGGACAGUGUACUGAGCUAAACCAAAAUUUACUAUUCAGAAAAAUAAGCCCAACUAUUCAAUUAUUGUUGAAUAAUGUUUACCUGGCUACUAGGUAUAUACAUUUUAUUUUUAUUUUUUUUAUAUACUUACCACUAGGUUAAUAUUAUAAAAUGUCUGUUAUUAUGAAAAAUCUAAAAGAUUAACGAAUUGUUAAAUGAAAAUGACAAUGAUGAUUUAAGAAUGUUUUGCACAAGAAAAGCAAGUAAAAAAUUUUUGAAUAAUUAAAAAAGAAUGUUGUACAAAUUUGUUGAGAUUUUAGUGUGAAAAAAUAUACAGAUGUCUCACGAAAAUAUACACAUUGUAAUAUCUCCAAAGAUAAAAGAGAUAAUCAAAUUCUGAUUUUUUUUUUUUUUUAAGGAUAAGGACUACAAAUAUUUAUAUUUGAAUUAAAUUUGUGUUUUAGUAAAAAAAUAACUUUGUUUUAUUAUUUUUGAAAACAUUUGAAUGGAGCCAUUUUAUAAAGUUUAAUUCAUCUGAAAACUUUGAUGUAUCAACUUUUUAUUUUCAUUGAAUUCAUGAUUUUCAAUAAUUUCUUUAAGUUCAGUGAAAAAUGUGUGCAGACAAUUGUCCAUAAUGAUAAUAAUCAAUUAUUGAAUGUGAUUAUAGCUUACUACAUAAUUGUAGGUACUUACUUUUCUCUGAAUUUAUUUUUUGUUUUUAAAUCACAAAUUAAAUUAAAAUAAAAAGUUGAUAUGCUAAAAUGUGCAGAAGAAUUAUUCUAUUUUAAUUAUUCUAAUUAUCUAUUAAAUGCUCUCUUCAACUUUUCGAAUAAAAUUAAUUAAUUUUUUAGUGUUUUACCAAAACAUAAACAUUUAAAUCAAAUAUAAAUAUUUUUAGUUCUUAUCCUUGUGAGUAAUAUAAAAAAAAUUAGAAUUUGAUUAUCUUUAUUAUCUCUGGAUACAUUACAAUGAAUAUAUCUUCGUUAAACAGUAUAAUGAAGUUGGACUAUGAAUUCAGUGUUUUUAUUUUUAGCGAUAUAAAUGGUAGGAAAUAAAUUAAAAUUGAUCAUACAAAAUCACUUAAAAUAAAAUAUAAAAUUAUUAUUUCAGUUUAGAAAAUAUGGAAAGCUUGAAUGAAGAUAAAGUUAAAUUUGAAAAGAUGGCUCUGGAUUUACCAUACUAUGCUAAAUAUUUUUUAAUUGCUGCGUAUAUUGCAUCAUUCAAUUCACCUAAGUACGAUAGACAAUUGUUUGUUAAGGUUUCAAACAAAAAACGAAAAAUUAAGCCACCAAAAAAAUUAGAAAUUUCUACUAUUGAACUGGUUGGACCUAAAAUAUUUUCAUUGGACAGAUUAUUAGCAAUAUUUUAUGCUAUUAUUGAAGAAAAUACAAACAUGACAGCAAAUCUUUUAGCCCAAGUAUAGAAUAUAUCUUAUUGAUUAAAACGGAUUUUUUUAUUCUUUUUAAACAAUUUUUAUCAUAUAUUAUGUUCAUUAUUUAUUUGUUUAUACUAAUCACAAUUUUUUCAAUUUGAAAAUAAGUAUAUACUUUUGGAAUUUUUAUGUUUGAUUCAUUACUAGAUUAAUACUUUGACUGAUUUGGGACUUUUAAUACGUUUGGGUGAUGGAAAAUUGGACAGUACUAAAUACAAAUGCAGUGUUGGUUUCGAAUGUGUUAAUAAUAUUGGAAAGUAAGUAACAAAGGAAAUAAAAGUAUCAUUUGUUUCUUAUUUUUUUUUUAUUGUUAUUAUUUCAGGACAGUGAAGUUCAAUAUAGAAAAGUAUCUUAUAGAUAAAUAAGCAUUAUUUAUAUAUAUGCAACAGAAUAUUUUGUUAAAAAUAAAUUAUGCAAUUGUUUUUUAAAAAUACUUAAAAAUAAAAAUUGUUGAGAAUUUUUUGCAAAACUAAGAGUUUUUUAGCUGACAUCUUUUUUAAUGACUAAGGCAUAUAUACUUUAUUAGUCUUUUUGGUGUAAUGCAAAAAAAGUAUAAGAUAAUAUUGACAUAAUUUUUACAUUUGAUUUGUUUUAUUAUAAUAAGAUACAAUAUUUAUUGUAUAGAAAAUUUAAAAAAAAAUUAGUUCAGUAGCAACUGUAAGUUUUUUUGCCUUGAUCCACAGAUUUAAUUUUUCACCUACUCACCUUUAUCCACCCUACCACACCUUGUCCACUAUCUUGAAUUUUGUCCAGUUUCCUUUGAAGUUAUUAAUGGACUUUAUUUCCAGUCUAAAAUUCUUUCAAUGACUUGUUUUUUAAAAACAUAAUCACUUUUGUUAUAUUUCUGAACACCCAGGCACCGACCUGUUGUGAAUUAUGUGAUUUAAAUACACUUCACACCACUGGUUUAGCUGUCAAUCCAUAAAAAAAAUUAUAAAAAUGUAAUUAUUCAAAAAAAUCGGGGAAAAAAGACAAUGUUUGUACUUUUAAUUUUUCUUCCCGCCAACCAUUAAUUUUCUAACCAGGAAAGUUACUGAAGUUAGGAAUAAGUUGAAUUAAGUUUUUCAGAAAAAAUAUACACGUAUAAUCAAUAUUAAAAAAUUGUUCUAUAUAAGAUAUCAG
Molecule: messenger RNA, 4200 nt
Organism: Cinara cedri
Lineage: Eukaryota; Metazoa; Arthropoda; Insecta; Hemiptera; Aphididae
Source: the annotation of a GenBank genome assembly